GGCUUGCUGCCAGCCAGGGGGCUCCCCGCGCUGCCACCUUCACUAUCCCAUUGCCUUUGUCACUGCUGUCAGUCACGGCCACCAUCCCUCCUCAGGUUGGAGGAGCAGAGGCGUGAACAGAACUCGAGAUAAGUACCUCUUUCAAGGAAACAUGGAAAUGAAUAGUGCUUUAAGGGUGUUUUGGAAAUCAAAGAAAUGGAAUAUGAGAACAUCGACACUUAAUUCAAACGAGGGAAUCCCACGUUCACUCAGAAGACGACGUGGUAAAAGGAAAAAGUCGAAACCAUCGGAAGACAUCGAACUCGAUGAUGAGCGGCAAAUCUACGAUGAAACCAUCACGUUACCCUGUUCCACGUGCAAACAUGAGGUCGAUGUAAGAGGUGUCUUUUUCCACAAAAAGCAACAUAUAGCCCUGGCCACACUGGGCUUUCACUGGUUGGGCGGAAGGAAACCCUUGCCCUCCGCGACUGCUAUGCAGAGGCAGUUAAUCAUUUCCAAACUGUUGUCAUCUUUUACAUUGACGGAAAAAAUCCUACAGAGCAUCAAUUAUGCUUUUGAGCUACUUUGGAAGAAAAAAAUACCAGCAUACUAUAAAAUUUUUGACAACCUUGACGGGAGUUCCACAUAUUCCCCCCAAAUCUGCCAUGUCUUAAUUAAAGGACUAGCCAUUUGUGAAGACAGGAAUUCUACGUGGAAAGCCGAUAUGAAUGAUAUGUUCACAAUAGUGAAUAAUUUUGGCAAUAAACCCAACGUGUGUUUUCUGGGGAUGUUUGAUGGACAUCAUGGCUCCUCAUCGGCGGACUUAGCAUCCAUGGAACUUCCCAUUUUACUUCUUCACCAACUUUCCAAAUUGGAUCCUUCCUACCAAAUGACACCGGAAGAGCAACAGGUCAUCAAUUCCUUCCACACGGUGUUUAGAGAAGAGUACACAGCAAUAGAAGACUUUUUCUCUUCCAUGCACAAAUGGACAAGAAUGAAAAAGAGCUGUGAGUAUGAGGGCAUACACAAAGCCUUUGCAAAAGCGUUUUGGAGAAUGGAUAGGCUUUUACGUCUUGGAAGAAAAGAAGCGUCCAGGGUUCUAUGGAGUGGUUGCUCUGCAGUUACUUGUAUACUGGAAGGCAAAAGUAGAGGUCUUUACGCUACCAGGAACUGGAGAACCAGUAACUACGAUACGCUGUCAGACAGCUCCUCUUCCCAGCUGAUGGAACAAAUGAUUUCUGGAGUGUUACACAUUGCAAACGCUGGUAACGUGCAAGUGGUCUUAUGCAGAAAUGGGAAAGGUUUCUGCCUAACCAAAGAACAUACGACGCGAAACAUAAAUGAGAGGAGGAGAGUACUGCAGAACGGCGCAAUGAUUAGUUCGAAUGAACCCUACGGGCUCCUCGAAGGACAAGUGCAAACCACACGAGGACUUGGGUUUCAUGGAAAUCUCAAACUGAAAAAAUCCAUCAUCCCAGCACCUCAAACUAUUUCUAUCCCAAUAGAUGACUUAUGUCAGUUCCUCAUCUUAGCUACUAACGGACUCUGGGAAGUUCUGGACAAAAAGGAAGUCACUGCGCUGGCGAUGACAAUGUUCCACGUGUAUAAAGAAACAUACUACUCUACGACACAAAACGCAUCUUUAUCCUAUGAGCCUCUACUGUAUACAACCGGUGACCCCAACAUCACGGAGCCAGAAACUGACAUCCACGUACUGUUUCAGUAUGAACCUCAUUCAAAGGAAAAUGUGCUUGAUUCAAAGUAUUCUGAAUAUUGUCCUUAUAACCUUGAAAAUGUAGAAAAGCCUGCAGCAAAAAGGAUUAACCAAGAACCUUGUAACAGGAAAGAAUCGUGCGCUAAGAGUUUCUACGAAGGUGCUGCUGAAUACGUCAGCCAUGAACUUGUCAAUGCUGCUUUAGAGGCCGGCUCCAGAGACAAUGUUACAGUUAUGGUGAUAUUUCUCAAUGGAAGUGAGUACCAGUUUUUAACAUAAAAAAGAAAAAAGGUUCCAAUUAUCCAGAUCAUUAAAAUGUAAUGCCACCAAGACAGUAUUUCAAUAAACCGAAUAGGGUAAUCUAUAACACCAUGCAAAUAAUUUUGAAGAAUGCAGUAAACACCAAAGCAGAUUUUAGAUAACAUUUAUAUGUGCGUGCCGUUUUAUGCCCGAAAAGGAGGAAAAACAAUACUUGCUUUUUAUACCACUUUAUUCCAACCUGAGCACCUCAAUAUAAAACUAAACACUGAUGGACUGUUUUCCUUACUAAUUGCGAAUUACUGUAAAUGUACAAGUCCUGCUAGCAAGUCAACACUUAAAUAGAUUAAAUCAUCUCUGACACAUGGUAGAUUUCAUAUAAUGAAAAUACCUAAAAUAAUUAGUGCAAUAUACCGAACUGAUCAAAAUAAAAUGAACUUUGGAAAACAAGGCUGCAAGAUUGUUACUAACAUAUCGCAAUCCUUAUGUUACAAAUUACAGGUACAUUGUUUAUUAUGGUUCUAGCCAUGUAGGAACUGAAGCCCCUUUCUUUCAAAGGGAGAGAGAAAGAAAUAAUUAGCUGUUUUAGUAACUGUACAUUUUGUAUGCUUUUAAGCAACUCUUAAAUAUUACAGAAAGAAAGACAUAUAUGAAGACUACAAUGCAGUACCCUAUUUACAGUACAGCUGAAGUCAAAUUUAAAAUCAUCAAGUUUGAAUGUACAUAAUUGUUAGUGCAUUGACUAUCAUGUCCAAAGGGAACAAAACCCUCCCUGUCCCCAAACAAAACCUAGGUAAUAGCCAGCAGUGAUUAAACAGAAAUCAGACACCUGGUGCAUU
Messenger RNA from Tupaia belangeri chinensis (Chinese tree shrew), 2790 nucleotides. It is a transcript of the gene PP2D1, whose product is annotated as protein phosphatase 2C like domain containing 1. NCBI's taxonomy places the organism in Eukaryota, Metazoa, Chordata, Mammalia, Scandentia, Tupaiidae. Gene Ontology annotation, molecular function: protein serine/threonine phosphatase activity. The record is from RefSeq and is a predicted model, not a curated record. Gene Ontology annotation, biological process: protein dephosphorylation.